Messenger RNA from Apodemus sylvaticus (European woodmouse), 3997 nucleotides. RefSeq names its product forkhead box P3 (gene Foxp3). Gene Ontology annotation, cellular component: nucleus. The coding region runs from base 2040 to 3326 and encodes 428 amino acids. Gene Ontology annotation, molecular function: RNA polymerase II cis-regulatory region sequence-specific DNA binding; DNA-binding transcription repressor activity, RNA polymerase II-specific. Gene Ontology annotation, biological process: regulation of transcription by RNA polymerase II. Lineage: Eukaryota; Metazoa; Chordata; Mammalia; Rodentia; Muridae. The record is from RefSeq and is a predicted model, not a curated record. The transcript is spliced from 15 exons.
GGCAGGGCCUGAAAAGGCGGGCAGCCAAUGAGAACGCCAGAACGGGGAGGUGGGGCUCCAGUGGAGCGUAGGCGGCAAGAUAAAGACAGCCAGGCCAUCCGUUCCAGUCCUGUCUUUUCCAACAAGGCCUGAAGCCAGUCUUGCAAAAAGGUGGUGCUGGCCAUGCACUUGGAUACCUGGAACUCUUAGCUACGCACGACGCCAGGACACCAAAGGCUGGAAGCCUUAGCCUUGCUUUGUCAGGGAAAAAACUCUGUGGAAGCUGGUCUGUAUUCAACAGUGGUUACAGGGAGCAAGCAGGUCUGUGCCAAAUCGAGGAAAUGUAGCUGCCAAAUCUUGAAUCCAAACCUUAAAACCUCACAAACAUCAAGCUCCAGAAGAGUCUCCAAGUCCUAGAACCUUCUAGAACACUGUUGGCUUCGGAAAAACUGGUCACUUCAGAGCCCAGUGCUAAGAACCCCUAUUUUCCAACUUUGUGAUCUUCAGCAAGCUGCACCUCCAUUUUGCCUGUCGGUCUAAUAGCAAUACAGUCAGGAUGAGAUGGACCUCAAAGGGUGAGGACUGAACACAACUGUUUGCGAGAAGUGUUCCAGCUCUGUCUGGAAUGCAGAAAAUUCUAGAUAAAUGUUGACUACCAAAAUUAUGGCCGUUGUUUAGAAUCCUCAACCUUUGCAAACUGGACCUUUCCUUUCCUUUUGCUGUUUUUUUCCCCUACAGAAUCUGGCUAUAUAGCUCCAAGCAGCCUUAAACUUUUGUUUCUUUUGCCUCAGUUUCUGGGGUGCUGGGAUUGUUGGCAUGUGAUACUGGGGGAAACUGGGGCUUUGGGGAAUAGAAUGUUGCAAAGUUUAGAAUCAUCAGGCUAUGGUUCUAUUGCUCCUGACAGGACAGGGACCCUGGGCUGCUUUAUAUAUGUUUUUUUUUUAAUAACCCAUAGCCUUGUGCAUGUUAAUUUAAACAAGCCCUCUGCCACUGAGCCGCAUGCCCACACUUUCUCCCCUUAGCCCUUCUUGGUGAUGCUGGCUGCAUUAACAGCCGUUAGGGCUGUUCCCAGGUGGGUGGCUGCUGGGUCAGGGUGCUCGAGCAUAAACAUGAUGUGGAGAUACUUUCCUCCUCACUCAGAGAUUCUCAACAGAUUCUGGGAGCCAGCGAUUCUGAGACUCUUUGAUUCUGUGAAUGUGUAGGGGGAGUAUAGCCCAUUUUUUUUUCCUCCAUGAAUCGCCUUCCAUGCCUCUUGCCUUCUAUGGGAAGAAAGGCUACAGGAGUGUCCAGCUCUGCCAAGCCUCAGCACCAUGGGUGGUGGUGAUCACAUUAAUGCUCCCUAAGGAAACACGGGUUAGGAGCAGAAGGAAGCCUCUGGAGUCCAAGCACUGGCCCAUCUCAGCCUUUGCUGCUUCCCAUUCCCACAGCAGCCUUCAGAUGCCUUCUUCUGUUCAACCCAGCGAUCCUCAAACAUCUCACGCACAGAAUGGUGUUUCUACCUGCCUCGGGAGGCCUUUGUGAUUUGACUUAUUUUCCCUCAGUUUUUUUUUUUCUGACUCUACACACUUUUGUUUAAGAAAUUGUGGUUUCUCAUAAGCCCUGUUAUCUCAUUGAUACCUUUUACCUCUGUGGUGAGGGGAAGAAAUCAUAUUUUCAGAUGACUUGUAAAGGGCAAAGAAAAAACCCAAAAUUUCAAAAUUUCCGUUUAAGUCUCAUAAGAAAAGAAUAAACAAAGCGAGAGAGCGAAGAGAAAAAAAAAAACUACAAGAACCCCCCCCACCCUGUGAUUAUCAGCACACACACUCAUCAAAAAAAAAAUUGGAUUAUUAGAAGAGAGAGGUCUGCGGCUUCCACGCCGUGGUUUUUCUUCUCGGUAUAAAAGCAAAGUUGUUUUUGAUAAUGUGGCAGUUUCCCACAAGGCAGGCUGAUCCCUCUCUAUCAGUCCACUUCACCAAGCUCCCAGCAAACUUCUCCUGACUCUGCCUUCAAACGAGACUUGGAAGGAGCCGCGCCUCAGCAGCUCCUCUGCCGCCAUCCAGCCUGCCUCAGACAAGAACCCAAUGCCCAACCCCAGGCCAGCCAAGCCUAUGGCUCCUUCCUUGGCCCUUGGCCCAUCCCCAGGAGUCUUGCCAAGCUGGAAGACUGCACCGAAGGGCUCAGAAAUCCUAGGGACCAGGAGUCUUGGGGGACCCUUCCAAGGCCGGGACCUGCGAAGUGGGGCCCACACCUCAACUUCCUUGAACCCCCUGCCACCGUCACAGCUGCAGCUGCCUACGGUGCCUCUCGUCAUGGUAGCACCGUCUGGGACCCGACUAGGUCCCUCACCCCACCUGCAGGCACUUCUCCAGGACAGACCACACUUCAUGCAUCAGCUCUCCACUGUGGAUGCCCAUGCCCAGACCCCUGUGCUGCAAGUGCGACCACUGGACAACCCAGCCAUGAUCAGCCUCCCGCCGCCUUCUGCUGCCACUGGGGUCUUCUCCCUUAAGGCCCGGCCUGGCCUGCCACCUGGGAUCAAUGUGGCCAGUCUGGAAUGGGUAUCCAGGGAGCCAGCUCUACUCUGCACCUUCCCACGCUCGGGCACACCCAGGAAAGACAGCAACCUUUUGGCUGCACCGCAAGGAUCCUACCCACUGCUGGCAAACGGAGUUUGCAAGUGGCCUGGUUGUGAGAAGGCCUUCGAGGAGCCAGAGGAGUUUCUCAAGCACUGCCAAGCAGAUCACCUCCUGGAUGAGAAGGGCAAGGCCCAGUGCCUCCUCCAGAGAGAAGUGGUGCAGUCUCUGGAGCAGCAGCUGGAGCUGGAAAAGGAGAAGCUGGGAGCUAUGCAGGCCCACCUGGCUGGGAAGAUGGCGCUGGCAAAGGCUCCGUCUGUGGCCUCAAUGGACAAGAGCUCUUGCUGCAUUGUAGCCACCAGCACCCCGGGCAGCAUUCUCCCAGCCUGCUCUGGUCCCCGGGAGGCCUCAGACAGCCUGUUUGCAGUGCGGAGGCACCUCUGGGGAAGCCAUGGAAACAGCACCUUUCCAGAGUUCUUCCACAACAUGGACUACUUCAAGUACCAUAAUAUGCGACCCCCUUUCACCUAUGCCACCCUUAUCAGAUGGGCCAUCCUGGAAGCUCCAGAGAGGCAGAGGACCCUCAAUGAGAUCUACCACUGGUUCACUCGCAUGUUCGCCUACUUCAGAAACCACCCAGCCACCUGGAAGAAUGCCAUCCGCCACAACCUGAGCCUGCACAAGUGCUUUGUGCGGGUGGAGAGCGAAAAGGGAGCAGUGUGGACGGUAGAUGAAUUUGAGUUUCGCAAGAAGAGGAGCCAACGUCCCAGCAAGUGCUCCAACCCCUGCCCUUGACCUCAAAGCCAAGAAAAGGUGGACGGGGGCCAAAACCAUGAGACUGAGGCUGUGGGGGCAAGGAGGCAAGGCCUGGACAUACCUAUGGAGACCAGGCGAUGAUGUCUCUGCCGUCUUGCCUAUCAGGGCCUCUGCUCCCUAUCUAGCUGCCCUCCUGGAACGUAUCAUCUGCCUUAAGGCUGAGAGGGGUGCCAAUCCCAGCCUAGCCCCUAACCCCAACCUAUCCCCAAGAUGAGCUUUCCAGCCAAACAGCCCUCACUACCAUCUCCACAUAUCUAUCUGCCUUGGCCACUGCCAAGCAGAAAGGUGACAGACACCAUCAGAAUACUCAACCCAAACCCUAACACACGAAGAGUGCUGUCUUGGGACAUUCGUGGGCUCUCCAAGUUACAGUCAUGCAGUUGCACGUGAUUGCAAUCCCACUGCCUCAUACCCCAAAGCACUCACCCACAACAUCUGGAACUAUGGGCACUCUCACAUAUAGGUGUAUAUGCAGACCCUUACACAGCAAGAGCAGCAGAACCUUCAGAAUUACAUAAACCACACAGGCAUAACCGGGCAUAUGCAGCUUCAAGCAAUGCCCGAAAAUACCAGGUCAGACACAGCUUGUCAGAACUCACGCGUGUCCAUGUACAAGCAUGCAGCCCCCUCCACUGUAUCUCCUGAGUUCC